Colossoma macropomum (tambaqui) is the source of this 1234-nucleotide messenger RNA. RefSeq lists its product as uncharacterized. The coding region runs from base 55 to 996 and encodes 313 amino acids. The transcript is spliced from 6 exons. Gene Ontology annotation, molecular function: protein binding. NCBI's taxonomy places the organism in Eukaryota, Metazoa, Chordata, Actinopteri, Characiformes, Serrasalmidae. The record is from RefSeq and is a predicted model, not a curated record.
CGGGCUCCGCAUGUGUAGUAAACAGAAGGGCCGGCAUGUGCUGGACGUUAUAGGAUGGAAAUACUGGGCAGCACGUUUGAUGAUUCAGUCUUCGAGGAAUCUCGGAACAGGGUCUCAUCAGCGGUGCUGCCAGCAUACCAGCCGAAGUCCUGCGAGCCAGAGUGGUUUUGUCACUAUGAAAGAUUUGAAGACGAUCUGGACGAGCAGAAAACCAUGAAGUUUCGGGCAGACCUGAAAUACAGGAGAAAAGAGUAUCAGGGUGCUGUAGACGACUACAGGGCUUGCCUUUCGUUGGUGCCGAAUGGCAAUCUGUCUCUCAAAAGAGACGUCCUGGAGAGCAUCGCACGAUGCUACAGUCAUCUCGGGUUGAGAGAGCGAGCUCUGGAGACCUGUGAAAAGCUGAGGAAAGAGGCAACCAACACCUGUCACUUGACCUGCAUCCUUCAGCUAGAGCUGACCAUUCAUGAGGGGUGCAGAGAUCUAAAGAACAGCAUAUCUAACCUGCAGCACUUGUGUUCCAUUCACCCGUUCAAUCCAUGGCACUGGUUGAAACUGGCUACAAGCCACCAAAGCCUCCUGGAGUCCUCCACCUGCCUCGAGAAUCUGAAUCACAUUUUGGAGUCACAGGCCUUAAUUCAGCAGCAGGAAGAGAGAAAAAUGGCACGGUUAAAGGCCUCCAUGUGCUUCGUUAGAACAAGGCUGCUGAUUGAGAUACUGAGGACUCAACAGUUCUCCUUCGUGCUGGAGAAGAGCAAGAGAGCCUUAAAGGAAAUCGAGGAGUCUCUGCAGAGGCUGCAGCUGGAAGAGGAAACACUCAGAAUCAUCUCUGAGGUAAUGGCAGAAGAUCUGAACCCAGAGAAGAUGCGGGAGGAGAACCAGGAUGGUGAGAGUUUAUCAGGCCUUUCCAUCAAGGACUUUGAGGAGAGGUGGUGGAACAAACUACAUGCAUGCCUUCUAACAGAAGAGAAAACAGAUUUGUCCAGCAAUAAGGUAUAAGAGUGAAUAGGAACACAGAAGAUAUUACGGUAAAGAAAUGUAUUUAAACAGAUGUGUAUAGUAAUGCCAGUUUUAAUGAGUCUGUGUAGUGAAGAAUAAAAGUUUUUCUAUCUUUUAGGUUUUUUAAGAAUGGAAAUUUUAAACAUUCGUGACCUGUAAAUGUAUGUGAAAUGUAUUGAUAUAUAUUGCACUCGUACACUGUGGAAUUUUCGAGCUGAUGUCAUUACAGAUAUUAAAG